UUUAGACAUCAUUCAGAAGGUGACCUAUCAAAAGAGAUCAAAAUGAAGAAUCCCUUGUCGUGGCUGAGAUCGGUGGAUAAAUAAACUUGCGUCCUUUUCUAAAUCUCAAAACCAUCCAGCGAUGAAGAAUAUCAAACCAAAUUCGGAAGCAGGAGACGAUACAAAAGAACUCAUAGACUUAUAUUGUUUACUAUGAAAAAAUCGAUCAGAAUAACCUCUUUUUAACGAAGCCCUCUGCAAAGAUAUUGAAAGGAGCACACGAACAACCCAUUUUCGUUUAUCACUCAUUUUAUUGUCAUAUUUAGUAGAACAUGUGUUAAUUUGAAAAAUAUAAUGUAAAAAAAUAUGAAUCUCAAUCACUGACGGUAGAAAGUUCUUGUUCGCCUUGAUAUAAAGGUGAAUUAAUCUCUCUGCCAAAGUUAUAAUUGCCAAGUUGAAGAUGAACAAAAAUUCGUAAGCAUACGAUAAAAUUUUUCGUGCCGUUGAGAUGAAAUAAAAAAAAUUAUUGUUGUGUUCUCACCUGAUUUGGCUUACAUAUUUUUACAACAUCUCAAUAACCAACAAAUAUCUGAUUUUUUUAAAAAAAAUCGUCGAUGUUUACGCCAUGGCCAGGAUAACAUCGAGAGAGACUCGUAGACGAAAAAAAAAGAGUUUAAUCUUUCCAGGAGCGAUCUCAGCUACUAGUUACAUAUGGAACUUAGCUGCCGCUCUACAAACAAUAUUAGCUCACACAAUGGAGAGACAAACGAGGCUCCUAAAGAAGUAUGCGUUUACAUUCGGUCGGAAGAGACUGGACCGACAACGAGCUUGGUCAUGUCCCCGAACCUGACGGAGCGUCACCCUUGAACAAUGGCACUGACUCACUGAAGGACGGCAGAACUUCGUUUCAGAGACAGAAAACGGGAGCCCAUGACGGAGAGAAUGGAUUCUUGGACAUGAAGGAAACAACGCUAAAUGAGCGUGAAUCUGAGCAAUGUGAUGAAAUGAGCAUUCACAGAGGGAAAGUAAAGUUUUAUUGAGGAAACAACAAGAAGAAGAGAGAAGAGAAGCAAGUCCUAUGGCUUCCGAGGAAACAAAGACGCCGGCAUUGCCUGCGACAAGCGAAAUAGAAGCUGAGAAUGCUACUGAAAUUAGAAGGAUCUCUGUGGUAACAGAACUGCAACUUUCAGACAUAAGUGAUGACGUAGGUACUUGCUGGCGUGAGCUGGGACCAAAGCUUGAUAUCCCUGCAGCAAAGAUCCAAAACCUGGAUAACGAUUAUUGCUGUAGUCGCGACAAAGCAAACGCCUUACUCCUCUUGUGGAAACAGAAAGAAGGGAGAAAUGCAUUGGUAGGGUGUCUGGCGGAUGCUUUAGUAAGCAUUGGGAAAAAAUGCAUUGCAGAAAAGCUUCUUGUUGGCACAACUCUGGGUGUGGUUUUACGAGACUCAAUCGGAAAAGUGCUCCAUAAAUUUUCCAGCAACCCUAUCAACCGGAUUGUGUGUAAUCAUGAUUGUUGAAAAUUGGUUGUUUAAAGAAAAGGUUGCUAAGUUAAGUAAUUGCUCUCUUGCAAGGAAUAAAAAUCUUUCCCUAACUACGGAUAUUCUAAAUGGUGACAUU
Molecule: messenger RNA, 1598 nt
Organism: Pocillopora verrucosa
Lineage: Eukaryota; Metazoa; Cnidaria; Anthozoa; Scleractinia; Pocilloporidae
Source: RefSeq, a predicted model, not a curated record